Messenger RNA from Eruca vesicaria subsp. sativa (arugula), 2905 nucleotides. The record is from the annotation of a GenBank genome assembly. Lineage: Eukaryota; Viridiplantae; Streptophyta; Magnoliopsida; Brassicales; Brassicaceae.
AAAUCAAUCAUCCAUCCACCCGCUCCUUCCUUCUUCUCUGGCACAACUACGCUCCUCCCACUUUCUUCCCCCUUCCUUUCUUCUUAUCUUUGCAGCUCAGACGAAUGCUCUUUGAUCUUCUUCGCGCGCUCUGAAACGUUUUAGUGUGGAAUCAAGUCUUGUCUCUCGAGAAGGAGCAGAAAGAAAAUGGACGGUAGAAGUUGGCCAUGGAAGAAAAAGUCUUCGGACAAAGCCACGUGUGAGAAACCAGUGGUUGGAAACGAGUCAACUAAUGUUUCUUCUUUGUCCUACUUAGCAUCUCUAGAGAACCAGGAGAAGUGCAAGAACACAAACUAUGUUCAGAUAACUAUGGAGUCAUACACUCAUUUAAGUAGAAUGGAGGAUCAGGUCAAACAUUUUGAGAGUCAAGUUAAGGAUCUUCAUGAAAAACUCACUACUGCACAAUCAGAGUUAAACACUAAAGAAGGUUUGAUUCUUCAGCAUGCCAAAGUCGCUGAAGAAGCUGUUUCAGGAUGGGAGAAGGCUGAUGCAGAGACUCUAGUACUUAGACGUCAACUCGAAUCUGUUACACUCUUAAAGCUCACUGCAGAAGACAGAGCGUCACAUUUGGAUGAUGCGUUGAAAGAAUGCACAAGGCAGAUAAGGACAGUGAAAGAUGAGAGUGAACAGAACCUGCAAGCUGUUGUUCUUGCUAAAACCAUUCACUGGGACAAGAUCAAAGCCGAGCUUGAAGGAAAGAUCGAUGAGUUAAAGCAAGGGCUUCACCGUGCAGCUUCUGACAAUGCAUCACUCACUAGAUCACUGCAAGAGCGGUCAGAGAUGAUAGUAAAGAUCAGGGAGGAAAAGUCUAAAGCUGAAGCUGAGGUUGAAAAGUUAAAGACUAAUGUUCAGUUAGCUGAGAAGGAGAUUAGUUCUCUCAAGUACGAUGUUCAUGUAGCUGCAAAGGAAGUAGAGAUCCGGAACGAGGAGAAGAACAUGAGUUUGAAGUCAGCGGAGAACGCAAACAGACAGCAUCUAGAAGGAGUGAAGAAGAUUGCAAAGCUUGAAGGCGAGUGUCAGAGGCUUAGAGGGCUUCUUAGGAAGAAACUUCCUGGUCCUGGUGCUAUGGCUCAAAUGAAGCUAGAAGUUGAAUCCUUAGGUUAUGAUCAGACUUCUGCUGAUCAUAAGUGGGAAGAGUGCAAAAGAGAGAAUGCAAACCUCACAAGACGUGCACUGGAGAUGGAGGAGGAGAUUCAGACACUUAAAGAACAACUCGCUUCUCGUAGCAAUGAGCUGCAGGUUUCUAGAAAUGUAUGCGCUAAGACUCUUGGAAAGCUUAAGGCUCUUGAAGGACAGAUGCAUAUGAGUGCUCCACCUAGUGUCACUUCGGUGUCAGAAGAUGGAUUUGAGGAAGAAGGAAGCUCCUCCGAGUGUGGUGGUGAUUCUCAAAAAGUGAGAAAAGCAAAUGUUGAUGGCUCCUCCAAGGCUAAGGUGUCUAAUAGACUGGAGUUAAUGGAUGACUUCCUUGAGAUAGAGAAACUAGCAGCAAAUGAUCCAGAGGGAUCUAACUCAGGUUCAAAGUCUUCUUGCAACAGCGCCUGCAGUAGUAUUAAGUCUAGUAAGUACAGUGAGAAGGAUGAUACAUCACUUGAUCAGGUCUUAACGGUUCUGCGUUCAAGAAUCAGUAAUGUAUUUGAAUCUCAAGAAGGCAUUAGCAUUGAGAAAAUAGUUGAAGCGGCCAGACUUUCAAUCCAAGAGAUGCAAGGAUCAUCACUCAAACAACUCUCUAGUCCUCUGUUUGAAGUUGCAGAUGAAACUCUUGAGAAGCAUGUUUUGUCAUCUCAGGAUACCAAACAGACCUUUGUUGCAGAGAGCAACAACAAGGCUACAUCGCUUGAUAAAGAUGCUGAAGAUUUAGAAUCUGAUCCACUGAGAGACACAUUUGCUAAAACUGAGGAUGAUUCAACAUGUAAGAGCUUGUUGAAAGAGGUGGUACAGUUCAAGUUGGAGAAAGAAAACAUUGCAUUAGAAUUAUCAAGAUGCUUGCAGAAUCUUGAAUGCACAAAGGCUGUGUUGGAAGAAAAAGAGCAGCUCAUAUCAGAGCUGAAGUCGCAGCUUACUUCAUCGAGAGACCUCCAAAGCUUGGCAGAAACUCAGCUCAAAUGCGUCACUGAGUCAUACAAAACGUUGGAACUCAAUGCCAAAGAAUUAGAAGCUAAAGUGAAAAGAUUAGAAGAAGAGACAGAGAGACUUGAGACGGCAUUCUCCACACAAAAGCAUAGCCAUGAGGAGACUCUAGCUAAAUGCAAAGACCUUCAAGAAAAAUUGCAAAGGAAUGAGACUUGCAGAAAGUGUUCAGCAUCCAAAAUCCAACCUAAUCAGGAGAAAGACAUAGCAUCUGCAACAGAGAAGCUUGCAGCUUGCCAAGAAACGAUUCACUUACUAAGCCAACAGCUACAAUCCUUACAACCUCAGAGCAACCACAUUCACAAAUCUCAAUCUCCUGAGAAGAAGACCUCAGAAGCAACACCAAACUCUGCACAAGAUGAUCUUCCUCAUGAUCAUAAUAACAUUCAGCCAUCUCAUUCAUUUAGACACACAGUGAAUCCAACGGUCCACGCUAUCAUCAAGUCUAGCUCGGUUUCUUCAUCUUCUAGAGAAGAUGGUGAGAAGCAUACGCGCGGAUUAGGCCGUUUCUUCUCCUCUAAACUGAAGAACAAUGGACGUUAAGAAAAGCUAGGAGAUAACAUACUCAUUAUCUGCUUGUUCGUUUUAUCUUUUUCAUCUUCCUUCUUGAUAUGUGUAUAUGUUUUAUAUGCGUUUUUAAGUGUGUGAGAAGAGACCAGUUUAGUGGAGAUAUUUUUUGUAUUAUGGCUUUUGCUCUUUGUAACAACAAGACUCAUUUUACUGAAAAAGGCUAAACUUG